This is a messenger RNA of Drosophila innubila, 2370 nucleotides long. It is a transcript of the gene crn, whose product is annotated as protein crooked neck. Bases 108 to 2219 code for a protein of 703 amino acids. Gene Ontology annotation, cellular component: Prp19 complex; U2-type catalytic step 2 spliceosome; post-mRNA release spliceosomal complex. Gene Ontology annotation, molecular function: protein binding. The transcript has 2 exons. The record is from RefSeq and is a predicted model, not a curated record. Gene Ontology annotation, biological process: mRNA splicing, via spliceosome; spliceosomal complex assembly. NCBI's taxonomy places the organism in Eukaryota, Metazoa, Arthropoda, Insecta, Diptera, Drosophilidae.
GUAAUGCCGUGUUUAUUUUGAGAAGCCAGUACUAAAAAACAGCACGCAUUGCAAUUUGCCAAUAAUUCGCCUGAUUGAGAGACGCCGUAUUAACCCACGCACAGAUUAUGGAUCGGCCACAGAAAAUGCCCAAGGUGGCAAAGGUCAAGAAUAAAGCGCCGGCAGAGGUGCAAAUUACGGCAGAGCAGCUGCUGCGCGAGGCGAAGGAGCGUGACUUGGAGAUUCUGCCACCACCGCCGAAACAAAAGAUUUCCGAUCCCGCCGAAUUGGCCGAUUACCAGCAGAGGAAGCGCAAAACAUUCGAGGAUGAUUUGCGAAAGAACCGUAUGGUGGUCAGCAAUUGGAUCAAGUAUGCACAGUGGGAGGAGCAGCAGCAGGAGAUACAGCGGGCACGUUCCAUAUGGGAGCGGGCGUUGGACAAUGAGCAUCGCAAUGUGACGCUUUGGCUGAAAUAUGCCGAAAUGGAGAUGAAGAACAAGCAGGUGAAUCACGCCCGUAAUCUGUGGGAUCGGGCCGUGACCAUAAUGCCGCGAGUGAAUCAAUUCUGGUAUAAGUACACCUACAUGGAGGAGAUGCUGGAGAAUGUGGCCGGAGCACGUCAAGUGUUUGAGCGUUGGAUGGAAUGGCAGCCGGAGGAGCAAGCCUGGCAGACGUAUGUCAACUUCGAGCUGCGCUACAAGGAGACGGAUCGAGCACGCGAAAUAUACGAGAGAUUCGUGUACGUACAUCCCGAUGUGAAGAAUUGGAUCAAGUUUGCACGGUUCGAGGAGACGCACGGCUUUAUACAUGGCUCACGGCGUGUAUUUGAGCGGGCCGUGGAGUUCUUUGGCGAUGAUUACAUUGAGGAGCGUCUGUUCAUUGCGUUUGCCCGCUUCGAGGAGGGACAGAAGGAGCACGAUCGUGCCCGUAUCAUUUACAAAUAUGCACUGGAACAUCUGCCAAAGGAUCGCACACCCGAUCUGUUCAAGGCGUAUACAAUUCACGAGAAGAAGUACGGCGAUCGGGCUGGCAUCGAGGAUGUCAUCGUAUCGAAGCGAAAGCAUCAAUACGAACAGGAAGUGGCUGCCAAUCCGACCAACUACGAUGCCUGGUUCGAUUAUCUGCGUCUCAUCGAGGCCGAGGGCGACAAGGAGCUCAUUCGGGAGACCUAUGAGCGUGCCAUUGCAAAUGUGCCGCCGGCGAACGAGAAGAACUAUUGGCGUCGCUACAUUUACAUGUGGAUCAACUAUGCGCUAUACGAGGAACUCGAGGCCGAGGAUCUCGAGCGCACGCGACAGAUCUACAAGACCUGCCUGGAGCUCAUACCCCACAAGCAGUUCACCUUUAGCAAAUUGUGGCUGCUCUACGCUCAAUUCGAGUUGCGUUGCAAGCAACUUCAGGUGGCACGCAAAACUCUCGGCAUGGCCAUUGGCAUGUGUCCGCGGGACAAACUCUUUCGGGGCUACAUCGAUCUGGAGAUUCAAUUGCGUGAGUUCGAACGCUGCCGUCUGCUCUACGAGAAGUUUCUCGAAUUCGGACCGGAGAAUUGUGUGACAUGGAUGAAGUUUGCCGAGCUGGAAAACCUUUUGGGUGAUACGGAGCGGGCCAGGGCAAUCUUUGAGCUGGCCGUGCAGCAGCCGCGUCUCGACAUGCCCGAGCUGUUGUGGAAGGCCUACAUUGACUUUGAGGUGGCACUGGGCGAAACGGAGCUGGCCCGUCAGCUCUACGAACGUUUGCUGGAGCGCACACAGCAUGUCAAGGUGUGGAUGUCGUUUGCCAAGUUCGAGAUGAGCAUCAGUCAUGGCCAAGGACAAGGGCAAGAUGAUGUCCAGGGAGAUGACGAUUUGAAUGCACGCCUUGCACGUCGCAUCUAUGAGCGUGCCAAUGAGAUGAUGCGUCAGCUGAACGACAAGGAGUCCCGUGUCCUGCUCCUCGAGGCGUGGCGUGACUUUGAGCGCGACGUCAACGAUGCGACAUCAUUGCAAAAGGUCCUGGACAAGAUGCCACGGCGCAUUAAGCGGCGACAGAAGAUUGUCUCCGAGGAUGGCGUCGAGGAGGGUUGGGAGGAGAUCUUCGAUUACAUCUUUCCCGAGGAUGAAAUGGCCAGACCCAAUCUCAAGCUCCUCGCUGCUGCCAAAAUGUGGAAGAAGCAAAAGGACGUGGAGGUGGACAACACAGCUGAGCCACAAAUUGAGGGAACAUCAACACCACCUGCUGCUCUCGACACAGACGAUAAUUAGGCAAUGGCAAUCCUCCUGCUCCAUCCAUCUUUUGUGUUCCCAACUCCCUUUAUAUCCCACAAUAGAAUAAAUAAUUCAAUAAUAUUUCGUAGCGCGCUGCGCGUUUUUUAUUCGUUUUUCUACUUAAGCAAGUUGUGGUGUAAGGAAACCU